AUGGACAACACGCUCACCACCAAACCUUCACCUUCACCUUCACCUUCACUUCCACCCCAGAUUUCGACCUCGACCUUGACCACUACCACAUCAUAUCCUCCUUCUCCUCCUCAUCAUCACCAUCGUUCUCCGCCCUUCUAUACACUAGAUACCCGGGAGACCCGUCAUGAUCUUGAUGCUCGUACAACAACCGAUUUCCCACCGCGUCCUCCCUACCCCCAUUUCUAUCCGGCCCGCAUUGCAGAUGCCAACAAUGACUUGACAUUAUUUCGGCCUCCGUUGCGCAAGAAACCCAAAUUGUCCUCCAAUGCCCCAGAUUCCAAUUCAUCCGUCGUGCUACAGCCGUCCCCUGGAAUGCGCAAGCUAGUAGGAAUCUCAAAGACCUUGAGCGUUCCCUCAUUCAACAUCUCCCUCGACCACGACCCGAACGACAAUCGCCCCUCCUCGUCCUCCGGGAUCAGCCAGCCGUCAACUCCCCUGCAUCGAACAAACUCUAAUACGCUUCAGCGAUCUCCUUCACAGAAAAGACCUCCUGCUUCACACAGCAGCUACGGCGUCGAGACAGUCUGUGGCCCACCUCCGUCAUACAGCACUCAGCGAACGCUAUCCCAGGACCGCAUCCGGCUGGAUCGAAAUCCAUCCACGAGAUCUACCACCGAGACAACGCGUGAUUCCUCCCCUUCAAAGGCCAAUGAACUCAUCUCUGCUGCCGAGCCUGCUCCAGCGCGAUUGUCGCCCGUGAAACCAGACCAGACCCCCUCGACCACUGACUCCUCCACGGACGAGGCUACAACGCUGGAAGUAUCUAGCCCGGAAACCGCAGACACACAGAGUGUGCUUACCCCUAACUCGACCAUGAGUAAAGAACAAGCCGCGGGCGUGCUUCAGACUGAUCCACAGGAGAAGGAGAACUCGGACCCCCAGUUACUGAGACCAGUACCUUCGGAGGACGAUAGCAAGGGUUCGAGCAGCGAUGAAAAAAAGAGCGAGGACUUGUUUUUGAAUAUUGCACGGACCGACGCGUCGCGUGGGAGCCAGGUCCAACCCAAACUUGACAAGAGACGAUCCAGAGUUUCACUGCCUUUCUUUUCGAGUACACGGCCUUCGACCGGGUACAAAUCUUCUCCCAUACAGGAGCGAUUCGACACUUCGAGUGUUGCAGGUCGAUCAGAGGCACUGAAUUACUACAGCAAACGAGCUUCUCUGGGGCAACAUGUGCCGGGCGCGCUCACACGGUCGUAUACUCAAGAAGCCUCCAUCCGAGAUGGGGCGCUCGAGACUCAGAGUACACAUCCAACGGAUUUACCUCGACGAGCCACACCAAGACGAUAUUCCACGACAAAUUCAAACACCAACACCAAUACCAACACAGAACCAGUGCGUGCGUAUUCCCGUCCAAGUACGGCCCGAAACAGCCGCUUGGUUUCGGAUUCUGCAUUUCUUGAUCGCCCCCGCGUACCCGACCACAAUGCCACCGAGUCCACCAUCUCCACAACCGCUCCCUCGACAGUUUGGGAUGAGUUGGAUGACUUGAAAUCGAGAAUCAGGAAACUCGAGCUUACUGGGAAGCUCCCGCCGUCUUCGGCUGCCGCAAUGACUACGUCAGAGAGACCAAAGACAGCCACUACUGCUGCGACCACCAUGUCGUCCUCGCCAAAGCACAAACCAACUGUGGCGCCGUUGCAGUCUGCGAUCGAAGGCAUUCCGUCUAACAUCCACCCGAAUCUCCACGAGGCCCUUGGUAAUGCCAAAGCUGUCCUCAAUAAUGAUGUUUAUCAAAAGCUACAAGCAACGGCUCAGGACGCCUUGCAAUUGUCCAUGAUGAUGAAUCCAGAGGGGCAUAGCGGCGCUGCCAGCACUAUUGGGAUCUCCUCGGUUUCGGAACGUCAGAUUCGUCGACGGACGGAAAGCAUGUGUCGAAGCUUGACCGAAUUGGCCAUUGCAAUUCUAGCAGAGCAAAAACAACCUCCACAGCCUGUGACCAGACCGGGUAGUCGUGAUGCGUUCCAGUCGACGUCUGCGGGCCUGCGGAGCCGCAGAUACAGCAACGAGCCCAAUGAUCGACCUCCGGUCACCUCUCGUGUCCAGUCGCGCCUAGAAAGUCGACGAACCAGCGCACCACUCGGCGCCACGUUGAAUGCACAGCCAACCUCGCCCGAGAACACUUAUCAAACACCACCUACAGCCUUGCCUCAAAUAUCUAGCUCCUCAUCGACGCGACUUGGACGGACAUCUACUACCUUAGUACGUAGUAGGCGAACUCCCGGGUACAAUAUGGAUGGUACCACGGACGACGAGGAAAGUAGCCCUUCAAUCCGUCCAGUGAGCCGGGCUAUGACGGAAGUGAGCACCUACCGCCAGGCAGCGAGAGAUCGAGCGGCAUAUUCGAGAGAAUAUACAGCCCAACACCCCAUGCCUCAACACCCUGUCCCUGCAGCGCUUGAAACAACCACAGUGACCAGAAGUCCACUUCCUGCUCAUAUCAGCACUCAUCUAGUCCCGAGGCGCAAGUAUGCUUCCCCGUCGUCAAACGUGAGCAACGUGGGUACUCAAGAUCAAACCCCUGUGACACCCAAAGAACCAUGGGGUCGAAUCACGAUCGUCCCAGCUGUUGCAUCGAGCCCGAUAGAGGCCACACCAGAGAGUCAGGUUUCUAUUCGGCCUUCCGGGACACGAAGAAGUCUCGGCUUCACGAGUAGGAUCAGCAGUGUCAGUAGUCGACUUCGAGCGGCCAAAGCAGAGCGGAAUGCAACGACGAGAGAAGCGACAGAGGCACGAGGAAUGAAAGAUAUUGCACCAUUGAGGCAAGAAUUGGAUAAUACCAUGCCGUUGGAAAGACAGGGCUCUGGACAGAGUGUUGAAUCUUGA
Molecule: messenger RNA, 2868 nt
Organism: Fonsecaea nubica
Lineage: Eukaryota; Fungi; Ascomycota; Eurotiomycetes; Chaetothyriales; Herpotrichiellaceae
Exons: 1
Coding region: 1-2868 (955 amino acids)
Source: RefSeq, a predicted model, not a curated record